Molecule: messenger RNA, 1797 nt
Organism: Penicilliopsis zonata CBS 506.65
Lineage: Eukaryota; Fungi; Ascomycota; Eurotiomycetes; Eurotiales; Aspergillaceae
Exons: 8
Coding region: 1-1797 (598 amino acids)
Molecular function (GO): cobalt ion transmembrane transporter activity; magnesium ion transmembrane transporter activity; cobalt ion binding
Source: RefSeq, a predicted model, not a curated record
AUGGCCGACACAACAACACCUCUCCGCAGCUCCCAGACAGCUCACAGCUACUACGCAAGCUUCCCGGAUCACCUAGAUCUGGCGAAUAAAUUUUUGAAUAUUGACGAGGAGGUUGGCUUCAAUCAUUGCUUGCAACAGCUUCAGCAAGCGAAAACUCGCAACUUUGUACUGGAUUUCGGUAACGAUGACGCCUGGUGUGCUGUGAACCUUGAACACGACGACUUCGCUGCUCUUCUGAGCAAGCCUAAACCGAAAUGUUUUGGUACGAGGUGGAUUAACAUAUGGGUUCAGGAGGAGCAAAAGGACUCAAUAAGAACAAUCACAAGCCCAUUUGGCAUUUCGGAGAGACUCCAAGCAAUGAUGUGUACAGACCCGGUCAAGCAACGCCAAAAGGAGCCCAGUCACUCUCCCAAGGAACCCAUUUCUCGAUAUCACUCCAGAAAUUCGGAGAGAUCUCGGCCCCCAAAGACAACGGAUGAUCUUGAAGGAGGGUAUGAUCUGAGAGAAUUGUCGAAUCCGGAUAUGCUUGCCGGCGAUACUGCCUGGAAACACCUCACGUUCGCGCAAAUCACGAAUCAAAUUUGGCAUUUCUGUUCGGUGGACUACGGUUCAAAAUAUACUUGUAUCGGAUAUAACUCUCUCUACACAGUUCCAGGUCCUGCACACAACGGCAACGGCUUACCGGAUGGACAGAGGUUAUGGUCUUGGGUAAUCCUUUGCGAUGACGGAACGGUAAUUUCCAUCCAGGAAAACCCAUUCCCUGAAAUAGAAGACAACAAAUUGCCGGAAGCGGACACUCAACAGGCGGUACUCAAUAUUGUGCGCAGAAACGUUCGACUCAUCUUUUCUGGGGUAUCGAGGCUAGAUCGGACCACCUCUGAAAGCGCCUCGCUGGUGACCAUUCGAGUAAGACCAUUUAGCGAUGAUGGACCAGACCAGGCAGGGAUCAAACAAGACGAUGGGCCCUCCUUAUUAUUCUACUAUAUCUUCGAUGACUGGGUAUCAAGCUAUGGGUUGAUUGCCAAGCGAGAGCACAAGUACGACACUUGGCUGGACGAGUUGAGAGCGAACAUGCUGAAACGGCCUGACGUCGACCUGGUGGACGAGCUGCACUGGUUGGGCAGAAGGCUUGCAGUUCUGAAGCGGCUGUAUCAGAGCUACGACCUUAUCAUGACCCGAAUCUUGCAGCGACAAAGACUGCUGCGUGAUGAAGCACGCUCGAAUCAUAAGAGUCUCCAUACAGUGAAUACCUUGAGUGAGAGCAACUUCACCGAAGUUAACGAGUCCCUCACGCAAAGCCAGCUCGGUGCGGCCAAUACAUACGAUAGCCCUGCGGGGGUCACACUGGGCUCUGCUGCAAUAGGGCGUUUUGAGCGGCUUGUGGACCGGAUCAAUCUAUACUGUCUCUGUGAGAUUGAUGCCUGCUUAACGGAGAAGGAGUCGCUCACAUUCUUGAACUUCAAUCUUAUCGCCCUGAAAGACUCCCAAGCUGUGGAGAAAUUGACGAGGAUCACGAUCUUGCUGGCCAAGGCUACCAUCUUAUUCCUGCCGGUGAGUCUCAUGACUGCAUAUUUCUCGACCCAGAUCGACGACCUGCAAGGCGUCUACACUAAGAACGACUACUGGGUCGCCUUUGGGGUGAUCAUGUUUCUCUCUAUUGCUCUUCUUGUCAUCUUCGGCCUUGCGAGCGAUACCGUCGAGGGCAAGACAAUCUAUCGAUCGCUUGUCCGGACCUUCUUCCGCUCCUCGCGAGAAAGACUGUUAGCGCAGCGACAAGCACAAUUCAAACAACGAUGA